AUGAAUGGAGGCUUUGAGGAGCUCAAAGGGUUAUUCAAUAUCGCCAUUACCUGUGUCCGGUUUGAAACCAGGACGAGGUGGCUAAACUGGUUGAUCAAAGGGAAGAAAUCACCACCACUGAGUCAAACUCCGUGGUUGGUCAAUCUUCACCUCGAUGGGACUUCGUAUCCCUUUCACCCCUUCAAGCGCGUUUGUCUCAAUCUGUCCAAUGGGAUCAGUAUCCUCUUCUUCCCUUCUUCUUUCCUUCAAGCAUUUUCACCUCAAUGGGCCCGCUUCCGCAAUAUGCUCAAGCGGCGAAUGGCAGCUGCUUCAGACGAGGCUGACAAUCUUCGAAUCGAGCUUGAUGCUUUGACAGAGCGCCUCAAACUACGCGAUGAGACAGAGCUUCGUUCGCGUCUGACCAAACAGAAAGCUCUGUAUGUGCAAACGGUUGCUACUUUGAAGGAAACCAUGGAGGAUAAUAGGCGACUCCAAACGGAAUUCUUGCAUAUGCGAAAGACUGGGAAGUGA
Molecule: messenger RNA, 510 nt
Organism: Lentinula edodes (shiitake mushroom)
Lineage: Eukaryota; Fungi; Basidiomycota; Agaricomycetes; Agaricales; Omphalotaceae
Exons: 4
Coding region: 1-510 (169 amino acids)
Source: RefSeq, a predicted model, not a curated record